Molecule: messenger RNA, 516 nt
Organism: Effrenium voratum
Lineage: Eukaryota; Dinophyceae; Suessiales; Symbiodiniaceae
Source: the annotation of a GenBank genome assembly
AUGCGCACUUGGCUGGCAGAGCACCUGGGGCAGGUUGCUGCGGGGAAGAUCACCCUGUUGGUCGUCUUGGCGGUGGAUGGCCGCGCCAGCGGGCGAGCGGUGCUCGGCUUUGAGAGCUGGGAGGCCGCCAAGGCGGCGCUUCUCCUCUUUGCAGGUGGCAAGUUGAUGAAAGUCCCCGCCCUCGAGGGACGACGCUAUUCAGAGCGGCUGGUGCUGGUGCGGCCCGUGCGGCCCGACGAGGCCCUGCGGCGCGCCGAGAGCCUGGCGGAGCCGGGGGAGCUGCCGGCGCUGGCGCCAUUUCCCACGGCUCUGAAUCAGCUUUUCGGAGGGCCCAAGUAUUGCUUCGCCUUUCAGAAGGGACAGUGCCAGCGUGGCGAGAGCUGCCGCUACCUUCACGAGAAAGCCCCAGCCGGCGCCAUCAAGCCGAAGCCGUGCUUCGACUUCCGCCUGGGGAACUGCGCACGUGGCACCAGGUGCCCCUACGCGCAUGAUGCCCCUCGGGCGCGAAGCGGCUGA